GCUCGCAGCUGAACGCGCCUCCAUCCCUCCCUCCCUCCUCUUCUCCCUCCCUCUUUUUUUCUCUCUCUCUCUCGGCUCUCCUCCUCCCUAACUCACUGGAUAUUACCAGCCGCCGGGCUCGCCGCCGCCUCUCCCCCAGCCAUGAAUCCCGCCGAAGGGGCGGCGGAGGAAGGCGCUGUCCCUGACUCCGAGGUGGAUGCUUUCUUCCGAACAGGUUCUUUUCGAAAUGACGGUUUAAAAGCUGCUGAUGUCCUUCCUAUACUGAAGGAGAAAGUGGCCUUUGUGUCAGGUGGCCGUGAUAAACGAGGUGGUCCGGUCUUGACCUUCCCAGCCCGCAGCAAUCAUGACAGAAUAAGGCAGGAAGACCUUCGUAAACUUGUGACUUAUUUGGCCAGCGUGCCAAGUGAAGAUGUUUGCAAACGAGGAUUCACUGUUAUUAUCGAUAUGCGGGGAUCCAAAUGGGAUUUGAUCAAGCCUCUCCUAAAAACCCUUCAAGAAGCCUUUCCUGCUGAGAUUCAUGUUGCCCUGAUUAUAAAACCUGAUAAUUUUUGGCAGAAGCAGAAAACAAACUUCGGCAGUUCCAAGUUCAUCUUUGAGACAAGUAUGGUGUCUGUGGAAGGCCUGGCAAAGCUUGUGGAUCCUUCUCAACUGACAGAUGAGUUUGAAGGGUCCUUGGAUUACAACCACGAUGAAUGGAUAGAGCUGCGUGUCUCCUUGGAAGAGUUUUUCAACAGUGCCAUCCAUUUGUUAUCGAGGCUGGAGGAUCUCCAGGAAAUGUUGGCUAGGAAGGAGUUUCCAGUUGAUGUUGAGGGCUCAAGAAGGCUGAUUGAUGAGCACACACAGCUUAAGAAAAAAGUGAUUAAAGCUCCUGUGGAAGAACUGGAUCGUGAGGGCCAGAGGUUAUUACAAUGCAUAAGAUCCAGUGAUGGUUUUUCUGGUAGGAACUGCAUUCCUGGAAGUGCAGAUUUUCAAAGUCUUGUGCCAAAGAUCACCAGCCUUUUAGACAAGCUGCAUUCUACCCGGCAACACUUGCAUCAGAUGUGGCAUGUCCGCAAGUUGAAACUGGACCAGUGCUUUCAGCUCCGGCUUUUUGAGCAAGAUGCGGAGAAGAUGUUUGACUGGAUCAGCCACAACAAAGAGUUGUUCCUGCAGAGUCACACAGAGAUCGGUGUGAGCUACCAGCACGCCCUGGACCUGCAGACACAGCACAACCACUUUGCCAUGAAUUCCAUGAACGCCUAUGUCAACAUCAAUCGAAUCAUGUCUGUGGCGUCGAGGCUCUCCGAGGCAGGCCACUAUGCUUCCCAGCAAAUCAAACAAAUAUCCAGCCAGCUGGAUCAGGAGUGGAAGAGUUUUGCUGCAGCUCUGGAUGAGCGCAGCACCAUCUUAGCCAUGUCUGCUGUCUUCCACCAGAAAGCUGAGCAGUUCCUUUCAGGUGUGGAUGCCUGGUGCAAAAUGUGCAGUGAUGGAGGCCUCCCCUCAGAAAUGCAAGACCUGGAACUGGCCAUCCACCAUCACCAGACCCUCUAUGAGCAAGUGACCCAGGCCUACACAGAGGUGAGCCAGGAUGGAAAAGCCUUGCUGGAUGUCCUACAGCGUCCCUUGAGUCCUGGGAAUUCUGAAUCCCUCACUGCUACUGCAAACUACUCCAAGGCUGUUCACCAGGUGCUGGAUGUGGUACAUGAGGUCCUGCAUCACCAGCGGCGCCUAGAAAGCAUCUGGCAACACAGAAAGGUCCGGCUACAUCAAAGGCUGCAGCUCUGUGUUUUCCAGCAGGAUGUUCAACAGGUCCUGGACUGGAUUGAAAAUCACGGGGAAGCUUUUCUGAGCAAACACACGGGAGUGGGGAAGUCUCUGCACAGAGCACGUGCACUGCAGAAAAGACACGAUGAUUUUGAAGAGGUAGCACAGAAUACAUACACCAAUGCAGACAAGCUCUUGGAGGCUGCAGAGCAGUUGGCUCAGACUGGGGAAUGUGACCCUGAAGAGAUCUAUAAAGCAGCCCGGCAUCUGGAAGUUCGGAUUCAGGACUUUGUCCGGAGGGUGGAACAGAGGAAACUUCUCUUGGACAUGUCAGUCUCCUUCCAUACCCACACCAAAGAGCUGUGGACAUGGAUGGAAGAUCUGCAGAAGGAGCUCUUAGAGGAUGUCUGUGCUGAUUCUGUGGAUGCAGUUCAGGAGCUUAUCAAGCAGUUUCAGCAGCAGCAAACAGCCACCCUGGAUGCUACCCUCAAUGUUAUUAAAGAAGGGGAAGAUCUAAUCCAGCAGCUCAGGGACUCUGCUGUUUCCAACAACAAGACCCCCCACAACAGCUCCAUCAGCCACAUUGAAUCUGUCCUUCAGCAGCUCGACGAGGCCCAGGUACAGAUGGAAGAGCUCUUCCAUGAGAGGAAGAUUAAGCUAGACAUUUUCCUUCAGCUCCGGAUUUUUGAGCAGUACACCAUUGAGGUUACAGCAGAGCUAGAUGCUUGGAAUGAAGAUCUGCUGAGACAAAUGAAUGAUUUCAACACUGAGGAUCUGACUCUGGCUGAGCAGCGAUUGCAGCGUCACACUGAGCGGAAACUGGCCAUGAACAACAUGACCUUUGAAGUCAUCCAGCAAGGGCAAGACUUGCACCAAUACAUCAUGGAGGUCCAGGCUUCAGGCAUUGAGCUGAUCUGUGAAAAAGACAUUGAUCUUGCAACCCAGGUUCAAGAACUGCUGGAAUUCCUUCACGAGAAACAGCAUGAGCUGGAGAUGAAUGCUGACCAAACUCACAAGAGGUUAGAGCAGUGCCUACAGCUCAGGCACCUCCAGGCUGAGGUCAAGCAGGUGCUUGGCUGGAUCAGGAACGGAGAGUCGAUGCUCAACGCCAGCCUGGUCAAUGCCAGCUCCCUCUCAGAGGCUGAGCAGCUCCAGCGGGAGCACGAGCAGUUUCAGCUGGCAAUAGAGUCCCUCUUUCAUGCCACUUCCUUACAGAAGACACACCAGAGUGCCCUGCAGGUCCAGCAGAAGGCUGAAGUGUUGCUGCAGGCUGGACAUUAUGAUGCUGAUGCCAUCAGAGAAUGUGCUGAGAAGGUGGCCCUGCACUGGCAGCAGCUGAUGCUGAAGAUGGAGGACAGGCUCAAACUCGUCAAUGCCUCCGUGGCCUUUUAUAAAACCUCUGAGCAGGUGUGCAGCGUGUUAGAGAGUCUGGAGCAGGAAUACAGACGGGAUGAAGACUGGUGUGGAGGCCGAGAUAAACUUGGGCCAGCAGCUGAGAUAGACCAUGUCAUCCCUCUCAUCAGCAAACAUCUGGAACAGAAGGAGGCUUUUCUCAAGGCCUGUACCCUGGCACGGAGGAACGCCGAGGUGUUCCUCAAGUACAUCCACAGGAACAACGUCAGCAUGCCCGGCGUGGCCAGCCACACCAGAGGGCCCGAGCAGCAGGUCAAAGCCAUUCUGAGCGAGCUGUUGCAGAGGGAGAACCGGGUCCUUCACUUCUGGACCCUGAAGAAGAGAAGAUUAGAUCAGUGCCAGCAAUAUGUUGUCUUUGAGCGCAGUGCCAAGCAGGCCUUAGACUGGAUCCAAGAAACAGGAGAAUAUUAUCUCUCCACUCACAACUCCACAGGGGAAUCAGCAGAAGAAACUCAGGAACUCCUGAAGGAAUAUGGGGAAUUCAGAGUACCUGCCAAACAAACAAAGGAGAAAGUGAAGCUCCUCAUCCAGCUGGCUGACAGCUUUGUAGAAAAAGGACACAUACACGCCACAGAAAUUAGGAAGUGGGUCACCACCGUAGACAAGCGCUACCGGGACUUCUCUCUCAGGAUGGGGAAAUACCGUUACUCCCUGGAAAAAGCCCUUGGAAUCAACCCAGAGGAUAACAAAGACCUAGAACUAGAUAUCAUCCCAGCAAGUCUUUCAGACCGAGAGGUAAAGCUGAGAGAUGCAAAUCAUGAAGUCAAUGAAGAAAAAAGGAAGUCAGCCAGAAAGAAAGAAUUCAUUAUGGCUGAGCUGCUGCAGACAGAAAAAGCUUAUGUCAGGGAUUUACAUGAAUGUUUGGAGACUUACCUUUGGGAAAUGACAAGUGGAGUAGAAGAAAUACCAGCUGGGAUCCUUAAUAAAGAACACAUCAUCUUUGGCAAUAUUCAGGAGAUAUAUGACUUCCAUAACAACAUUUUUCUAAAGGAGCUGGAGAAAUAUGAACAACUGCCUGAGGAUGUGGGCCACUGCUUUGUCACCUGGGCAGAUAAAUUUCAGAUGUAUGUCACCUACUGCAAAAACAAGCCUGACUCCAGCCAGCUCAUCCUGGAACAUGCAGGGACUUUCUUUGAUGAAAUCCAGCAAAGACACGGGCUGGCCAACUCCAUCUCUUCUUAUUUAAUCAAGCCUGUCCAGAGGAUCACAAAAUACCAACUCCUGCUGAAGGAACUGCUGACCUGCUGUGAGGAGGGCAAAGGGGAGCUGAAGGAUGGUCUGGAAGUGAUGCUCAGUGUCCCAAAGAAGGCCAACGAUGCAAUGCACGUCAGCAUGCUGGAAGGGUUUGAUGAGAACCUUGAUGUCCAGGGAGAGCUGAUUCUUCAGGAUUCCUUCCAAGUGUGGGAUCCCAAGUCUCUCAUUCGGAAAGGCCGUGAGAGGCAUUUGUUUCUCUUUGAAAUCUCUUUGGUGUUUAGCAAAGAGAUCAAAGAUUCUUCAGGACACACAAAAUAUGUUUACAAGAACAAGUUACUGACCUCAGAACUGGGAGUGACUGAACAUGUUGAAGGAGAUCCCUGCAAAUUUGCUUUGUGGUCUGGACGAACACCAUCCUCAGACAAUAAAACAGUGCUGAAAGCAUCCAGCAUUGAAACGAAACAGGAAUGGAUCAAAAAUAUCCGGGAAGUUAUUCAAGAAAGGAUCAUUCAUCUGAAAGGAGCUCUGAAAGAGCCCAUUCAGCUCCCCAAGACACCAGCAAAGCAGAGAAACAACAGCAGAAGAGAUGGAAUAGAUGAUGCAGACAGCCAAGGGGAUGGCAGCAGUCAACCUGACACCAUUUCCAUUGCCUCCAGGACAUCACAGAACACAGUGGACAGUGAUAAGCAUUUCGUCUACGGCAGAGACACAGGACAGUUGUCUGGAGGGUGUGAACUAACUGUGGUGCUCCAGGACUUUACAGCGGGCCACAGCAGCGAGCUGAGCAUUCAGGUGGGGCAGACAGUGGAGCUGCUGGAGAGGCCCAGCGAGAGGCCAGGCUGGUGUCUGGUGCGGACCACGGAGCGGAGCCCGCCGCAGGAGGGUCUGGUCCCCAGCAGCGCUCUCUGCAUCUCCCAUUCCCGCAGCAGUGUGGAGAUGGAUUGCUUCUUCCCCUCAGGAAAAGACGCGUAUUCGGUCUCUGCCAACGACAACGGGGGCAAGUCUGACUCGGUGGCCAACUUACAGCCUCAGCCAUCCCUCAACUCCAUCCAGAGCUCCCCGGGCCCCAAGCGCUCGACCAACACCCUGAAGAAAUGGUUGACCAGUCCCGUGCGCCGCCUGAACAGCGGCAAGACCGAGAGCCACAUCAAGAAACAGAAGAAGGUGCGAGAUGGCAGGAAGAGCUUUGACCUUGGCUCACCAAAGACUGGAGAUGAAACCACUCCUCAGGGAGACAGUGCAGAUGAGAGCAAGAAGGGCUGGGGAGAAGAUGAAGCAGAUGAAGAGUCUCACACACCUCUUCCUCCUCCUAUGAAGAUUUUUGACAAUGAUCCAACCCAAGAUGAUAUGACCCUUGAAGGAGGAUCUUACCGAGGAGGCUUAAAAGAUGCCACUGGCUGCUUAAAUGAAGGAAUGACGCCUUCAACUCCCCCACGAAACCUUGAAGAGGAACAAAAAGCCAAAGCAAUGAGAGGCAGGAUGUUUGUCUUAAAUGAGCUGGUGCAGACUGAAAAAGACUACGUCAAAGACUUGGGAAUUGUUGUGGAGGGCUUCAUGAAGAGGAUGGAAGAAAAAGGAGUUUCUGAAGAUAUGAAAGGGAAAGACAAGAUUGUAUUUGGCAAUAUUCACCAAAUCUAUGACUGGCACAAAGACUUUUUCCUGGGUGAACUGGAAAAAUGUCUUCAAGAACCUGAGCGUUUAGCACAGCUCUUUAUUAAGCAUGAGCGGCGAUUGCACAUGUAUGUGGUGUAUUGCCAAAACAAGCCCCGCUCUGAGUAUAUAGUAGCUGAGUAUGAAACGUACUUUGAGGAGGUUCAGCAGGAAAUAAGCCAACGGCUGACCAUCAGUGACUUUUUGAUUAAACCCAUUCAAAGAAUAACUAAAUAUCAGCUUCUUCUCAAGGACUUCCUGAGGUACAGUGAAAAAGCUGGUCUGGAGUGCUCCGAGAUAGAGAAAGCAGUUGAAUUAAUGUGCCUUGUACCAAAACGUUGCAAUGACAUGAUGAACCUGGGUCGGCUCCAAGGCUUUGAGGGCAAACUGACAGCUCAAGGCAAGCUGCUGCAGCAGGACACCUUCUACGUGACGGAGCAGGAUUCCGGGGUGCAGUCUCGACCCAAGGAGCGCAGGGUGUUUCUCUUUGAGCAAAUAGUUAUCUUCAGUGAACUCCUUAGAAAAGGAUCUCUGACACCAGGCUACAUGUUCAAGAAGAGCAUAAAGAUGAACUACCUUAUCAUUGAAGAAAAUGUGGACAAUGAUCCCUGCAAGUUUGCUCUAAUGAGCCGGGAAACAUCAGAGAGAGUCAUUUUGCAGGCAGCUAAUCCAGAAAUUAAACAAGCUUGGGUACAGGACAUCAACCAGGUCCUGGAAACACAACGGGAUUUCCUAAAUGCGCUGCAGUCGCCCAUCGAGUACCAACGCAAGGAGAACAGCUCGGCGGUGCUGCGGCCCCAGGCCGGCCGGGUCCCCCAGCCCAACACCAGGCCCCAUUCUUCUAUUCCAGUAGGGUCUGAGAAGCCUCUGAAGGCUACAAGCCGUAACCCAUCUCUCCCACCCCUGAAGAUACCUACCUCCAAUGGCAGCACAGGGUAUGAGCACUCACAACCCGGAGACAAGUAUGAACAAAGCAAGACUGAUUUGGGAGGGUGCAAUGGGACCUCUUCCAUGGUGGUGAUUAAAGAUUACUAUGCACUGAAGGAGGAUGAGAUCUGUGUGAAUCAAGGAGAGGUGGUUCAGAUCCUUGCUAUCAACCAGCAGAACAUGUUCCUGGUGUACCAGCCUGCAAAUGACCACUCUCCAGCUGCUGAAGGAUGGAUCCCUGGCAGUAUCUUGGCUCCCCUCCCUAAAUCCACUACAGAUAAUAGCGAUGGAAGCAUCAAGAAGUCAUGUUCAUGGCAUACCCUGCGCAUGAGAAAGCGGGCGGAAAAGGAGAGCAGUGGCAAAAAUGAAGCCAAUGGGCCUCGUAAAUCCAAGGAUAUUCUGGGGAGCAAAGUCUCUGUUAAAGAGACAAACAGCUCAGAGGAAUCAGAGUGUGAUGACCUUGACCCCAAUACUAGUAUGGAGAUAAUCAACCCCAAUUUCAUCCAAGAAGUGGCUCCAGAGUUUCUUGUGCCAUUAGUGGACAUCACCUGCCUGCUUGGGGACACAGUGAUGCUGCAGUGCAAAGUCUGUGGGCGACCCAAACCAACUAUAACCUGGAAAGGACCAGACCAAAACAUUCUUGACAAUGACAACAGCACGGCCACUUACACUGUGUCAUCCUGUGACUCAGGAGAGCUCACCUUGAAGAUCUGCAACCUGAUGCCUCAGGACAGCGGCAUCUACACCUGUGUGGCAACCAAUGAACACGGAACCGCAUCAACCUCUGCAACCAUCAAAGUCCAAGGUGUGCCAGCUGCCCCAAACCGCCCCAUUGCUCAGGAGAGAAGCUGCACCUCUGUGAUCCUGCGCUGGCUACCCCCAACCAGUACAGGCAAUUGCACCAUUUCAGGCUACACAGUGGAGUACAGAGAAGAAGGCUCGCAGGUCUGGGAGCAGUCAGUAGCCUCAACUUUGGACACGUACCUGGUCAUUGAGGACCUGUCCCCAGGCUGCCAGUACCAGUUCCGAGUGAGUGCCAGCAACCCCUGGGGGAUCAGCUUGCCCAGCGAGCCAUCCGAGUUCGUGCGGCUCCCGGAGUACGACUCUGCUGCCGAUGGUGCCACUAUUUCAUGGAAGGAAAACUUUGACCUUGCCUAUGCAGAGCUGCAUGAGAUUGGGAGAGGUCGAUUCUCCAUAGUAAAGAAAUGUGUCCACAAAGCCACCCGGAAAGAUGUUGCUGUGAAAUUCAUUAGUAAAAAAAUGAAAAAGAAAGAGCAGGCAGCACAUGAAGCAGCUUUGUUACAACACUUACAGCAUCCUCAGUACAUCACUAUCCACGAUACCUACGAGUCUCCGACUUCUUACAUCUUAGUUUUGGAACUGAUGGAUGAUGGUCGUCUCCUAGAUUAUCUGAUGAACCACGAUGAACUUAUGGAGGAGAAGGUGGCCUUCUAUAUAAGAGACACAAUGGAAGCCUUGCAGUAUCUCCACAACUGCAGAGUGGCUCACUUGGAUAUAAAGCCAGAAAAUCUGCUCAUUGAUUUGAGAAUCCCAGUGCCUCGUGUCAAGAUCAUUGAUUUGGAAGAUGCGGUCCAGAUCACAGGUCAUUACCAUGUCCACCACCUCCUUGGAAACCCGGAGUUUGCAGCCCCUGAAGUUAUCCAAGGCCUUCCUGUCUCCCUGAGCACGGAUAUCUGGAGCAUUGGGGUCCUCACCUACGUCAUGUUAAGUGGUGUCUCUCCAUUCCUGGAUGAAAGCAAAGAGGAGACUUGUAUCAAUGUGUGUAGAGUGGAUUUCAGCUUCCCACACGAGUACUUCUCCGAUGUGAGCCACGCCGCCAGGGAUUUCAUCAACGUUAUCCUACAGGAAGAUUUCAGGAGAAGGCCAACAGCAGCCACUUGUUUACAGCAUCCGUGGCUGCAGCCACACAAUGGCAGCUAUUCCAAGAUCCCACUGGAUACCUCCCGCUUGGCGUCCUUCAUCGAGCGCCGCAGGCACCAGUACGACGUGCACCCGGUGCCCAGCGUCAAGAGCUUCCUGUUGAGCAGGAUGAGCCCGGGCACGUAGUGCCUCCAUCCAUGGGAUCCUACGCUGCUGGUCCUGAGCCCUGUGCCGGGAGCGCUGCCGGGAGCGCACGGAUCCGUCUGUACAUAUCCCAUAUCGGUGUUUGCAUUUCACCAACUGCAGGGUGGGAAUCACUGCAGACGUGGCAAUGGGACCAAGGCGAAGGGGGUGACAGCAGCGGGGACACGCUCGCUCUCUCGGGGCACGUGAGGGACACAUCCAUUGCCAAAAAAGGACUGCAGGAAGCAAACACCAACUGGGAGUGAGAGCCAAAAUUGCAGUUGCCUUAAUCUUUGUGAGGCAGCCUUAUAAGAAAUCCUCUUGAUCUUGCUGAACUGGAUUCAAAAUGUACAAAAGACUAGAAGUAGGAUAGUGGGGGGAGUGAGACCAGCCUGACCUUAGCACAUACUGCAGAACUGGACCGGUCAGUUUUUGCUGAAAUCAUUGCAAGCCUGCUCCAGGUUAUCUGUCAGAUCUCUCACGCCCCAUAUGCCCAGGUCUGCCAUGAUUUCAGUGGGGACUUUGCCUGCAUAGGACAUGCAAGAUCAGGCUCCAGUCACUGCUGGAUCAGCUCCCAUGGUGGCGUGGCUUAGGUACACUCGUGUAGCGUGGUAGUGCUCAGACCAAAAUCCUCCAUUAAGCCCCUCCUUGGGCUUUCUGCUGUGUUAAGUCAACGUGCAGCACCUUUCAGAGCUACGGUUAAGGCAUUUUAUUCACUGGAGCAUACAGCUGGUUCUGAUUAAGCACAAUGGGACUAUGGUGGGUUUUUUAAAAGCAUUUUAUACACAUUGUACAGAAAUCUUUUGCAAAACCUGUGCAUUGAGAAAAAGCAGAGUCCAAUUUUUGCAGUAUCUGUAAACUAGAUGACGAUGGUGAUGAAGACAAUUUUUUCUAUCACAGGUUUUCAGUAUACAUAUAUUGUAUCAUAGAUAUAAAUAUAUAUAAAUAUAAAGGAUCCUGUUCCAUUUCUAGCUUCAGAAUUGCUUGGCCCAAAGUCCAUCUAAGCCUUUCAGAGUGCAGUAGGAGUGGUGAGUUCAUUCUUGUGCUUACAGCUUGAAAAUCGUUUUCAGUGUUUAAAGCAUGUCAUUUGUUUCUUUUCCAAACUUGUAAAUAUUUCUCAGCCACCAUUAGCACCUCAUAACCAAAUCAUUCAUGAGGAUAUUUUUAUGUCUAAAGCCUAGUUUGUAAUUAAAAAAUAAUAUUCACAAUUAAAACAUUUCUCUCUUGCAAGCCAAGUUGCAACAUCAUCAUAUUGAUGUUACAGUGACGGAGCCAGCCUUAAGUGUAACCAACAUAGGGAGUCUGCAGUGACAAAUCAGCAGUUUGUAGGUUGGCCAAAUCUUCCUUUCCAGAAAUGGGACUGGAAGGGAAAACCAUCUGGGCUUCCCCAUCCUACUGCCACAUCACAAAGCUCUACAGCCUUGUGGGGUUACAAUCAAAGAGAUUUUUUUUCCCCUGGCAUGUGGGGACUUUGUCUUGGUGCUGAGUACCAUUUGUGUGUCUGUAAUGGGAAAUGGCAGUUGUUACCAAAGGUUUUCCUAAGGAAAAGGGCUUGAUCUGACCACGUGUGCUCAUACAGACUCUCUGGUAAGGGGGAGAGUCAAAUCUCAUUUACCAUCUGAGUAACUGCACUGUGAGCCAGCAGGAGCAAGCGCUGUCUCUGCCAGUGGGUGGUGGAGAUACCCUGCAAGUACUGUUAAAUUCUCAGGGCUCUGUUAGCCCUUUUUUGAUCCACCUCCAAGCUCCCUUUCACAGCAGGGAGGAGACCUGGCCCUUCUCUUUGUGCUUGCUCUAUCACUACACCAGAGUGGUCUGAAUUUUGUUAGUGGAGAAGAGGCACAGCAAAAACCCUCAGUGCUUGACACUGAGUGUGUGCAACAAAGAACAGCCCUUGAGAUAGGGAAGCCAUAGGGAGAAGGGUGAGCCCAGGCACCUCAGCAGAGUCAGCAGCAGUUCUGCGAGAGAUCUCAUACAGGGAGGGAGUGUGGAAAGGUUUGAAAGAGACAAAUGUUCACAGAAGGUUAAGCUUUUUGAAAAUCAUCUAGAACCUAUCUCAGUUUCUCUCUAGAGCAGCAGCUGAUUUUCUAAGCAAUCUAGCAGCACCUCUUAGAUAAAGACCAGACUCUCAUCCUGAGCAACAGUGCAAAAUAUGCAAUUUCUUAGCAACUGAAUACAGGCAGCAGUCAAGGGGGGGUCUCUAAUUACCACCAGCCUCAGGUACUUUCUCACUACAGGACUGUCUGUAAUUCUUCCUAUUUGUCAAAGCUGGCUCUUUGUGCUGUGAUUGUGCUGCCCUUAAAAAAAUGUUUGUGGAAGUGUGGUCUGUAAAACCCACAGUUUUUAUUAGGCCCAUGGGUACAGUCUGAACCACAGGCUUUCUGCUUGGCAUUAAUACAAACAAAUUCUCAUGUAUCACAUGAAAUUUCGAGUUAUUUAGCAUUUUGUUUUCUUACAUCCUGCAUUCAUAUGUCAAACUACAACAGCAGCCCCUUUGAAUGCACAGGGGAAAAAAGCUGGACCGUUUAAGGUAAUAUUUAAGCCUCUCACUGCUAUCAAAUAACAGAAAAGAAAACCCAAAAGGCUGAAAGAGAGAUGAUAUAUGAUUAGGUACUGGUGCUCAAAUUCAAAAAAGACUCCUUGUUGAGAGAGCUGGGAGUGCUGAAUUCUGAAGAUGUUGAAUGUUCUGGAGUUACUUUCUUUUGUGGUUUUGCUUUUUCCAUAUUCAUGUUAGAACACCUCUUCCUGUGUUACCAAGAUGGCUUGAAAGUGUGGUUGUAGCUGCACCCUUUAGCUUCUCCAGCAGCUUCCAACCAUCCAGGAUGACCAAUAGGAAUACUGACCACAGUGCACCACAAGCUCUGUGUGCAGUGGCACUGUGCACACAGCCACUGCCAUCAGACAUCUCCACAGUGCUCUUACCCUGCUCUGACAUCAAAAUGUGGCUCACAGUGUCCCCAGGUGCUGGGUGACAGGAGGGCAGCAGCAAAGGUGCUGGUGACACAGAGCCCAGAGGACAUGGUGACAUGGGAGGCUCCUUAAGAUAGCUUAAUUUAAUGAAUGUGCAAUGAGAAGUUAACUCACCUCUCUCUCUGCUCCACGUGGAGCAGCCAGGCCAGGGCAGGAAUUCUGCUGGCCAGUGGAAACUGUCAGCCCCCAUCAGGCGUUGCUGCCCUGGGGGAGGCCCACAUACUCCCAGGCUGCCAAACCCCCUGUGCAUGGUCCUGUUGGGGUGACACACAGCCAGCCCAGGGCCAUAGACUUCAGUAUUUUAAAGCAAUCCAGGCUUUAAAAUUUAUAAUAUGUCUCUCUCUUCUCAGUGAUGCCAACAAGUUUCAUUUAGUCUUACUGCCUUUUCUUUUUAAAAGACUAUGGAUUGGGUUUUUUCAGUAACGUGUAUCUUUUUACUUCUAAGUUAAUGCUGAGACGAAGUCUGUGCCCUCAACUGCCUGAGGCUGUGGCUUCAGUGGAGUUCAUUGGCAUUUCUGACAAUGCUAUUAGGCCUGCACUACAAAUACUGUGCAUAAAGGCUGAAUGCAGAACCACACUUUAUAACCUGACUAUAUAUAACCUAUUUUAAUGCCCUUGCCAUGAGGGGACUGUGUCAAGUAACCUAGGAUAAUAUAAACUUCAGAGACAGAUGUAAAGGCUUCUCUGUGCACAUAAAGGUCUAGCAGAAAGCUUACAUGUACAGGGGCUCACCACCUGUUUUUGUUCUUGUUCCUUUCCCAGCAGAGGUGGAUUCUCCUCUAACACAGGGCGUGGGUUUAUUUUUGGGCUCAUUCACUCAUGUCCCAUCAGAAAAUGGUGCUUUCCCAAGGAAACCAAGUCAAAUCCCAUUUUACUAGGCUGACUGCACACUGCCAUCAAGUGAUGUACUCUUGUUCUGGGAUCUGUAUAGUGCUGAGUGUUUCCAUAGCGUCAGGAUGCUGAAUGUUUGCUGUAACUGUAGUCUUUAUUAUGGAGCUAGUGAAAAACCAACAUCCUCUCUACUCAAGCCAUAUCUCACCUUCAUGUCCAACUUCUGAUGCUGGUGCUUUUACUUCUCUUUCAACCAAACUGUUCAACACUGCUCUGCCACUGAGGUCAAUUUGCUGAUAACUUUUGAAAAGCAAAUGGAAUAGCAAAUGCAAAAAAAAAAAAAAAAAAAAAACCAAUCUCAGACUUAUUCACCGAGAUAAGAGCAAACAGUUGGAACAUAGUGAUGCUUUUCAAUCCUAGCAACAAUCCACCGAAGGAGGGAAAAAGAAACAGUAUUGCUAACAGCUCAGCAUUUUCAAGGUGCAAAGUAAUUCCACAGCCUUAAUUAUUUCAGUGUAUUGCUGGUCUGCCUUAAAUGUAUCUUCAGUUUUAUUGCAGAUUUCAUUUUGUAUGCACACAAUGUUGGUUUGUAAAGGCAGGUUUGUAAAUAUUUCCUUUGUAAGUCUAAUCACUCAUGUGUACUGUCGUGAGGUGACUACUUGCUGUCCCAUGUUGUUGUUACUAUACUGCAAUAUAUAUGGUCAUCUACAGAUGUAGCUUCAACCUGUACAUCUCCUGUCCUUGCAUUCCCAUAAAUAGAGUAUACUAAAGACUCCGUUUCUGGGCUUUUUUGAUUAAAUAAAAUUAUUCAGAGAA
This is a messenger RNA of Haemorhous mexicanus (house finch), 13605 nucleotides long. RefSeq names its product kalirin RhoGEF kinase (gene KALRN). The transcript has 60 exons. Gene Ontology annotation, cellular component: cytoplasm; postsynaptic density. The record is from RefSeq and is a predicted model, not a curated record. The coding region runs from base 142 to 8994 and encodes 2950 amino acids. Gene Ontology annotation, molecular function: guanyl-nucleotide exchange factor activity; protein kinase activity; ATP binding. Gene Ontology annotation, biological process: intracellular signal transduction; axon guidance; protein phosphorylation. Lineage: Eukaryota; Metazoa; Chordata; Aves; Passeriformes; Fringillidae.